AUGAGCAACACGAGAGACACUGCGGAGAGGCCCGUCGUGCUGGUCAGCGGCGAGGGGGAGAAGUUCACGGUGGACCGCCGGAUCGCUGAGCGGUCGCUGCUUCUGAAGAACUACCUGAACGACAUGCACGACGGUGCGAUGGCGCACGGUGACAGCGACGAGGACGACGAAGACGAUGACGAGGAUGAAGACGCUGAGGACGGAGGGGCUAUCGUGAUGCCCGUGCCGAACGUGCGGUCGUCUGUCUUGCAGAAAGUGAUCGAGUGGGCGGAACACCACAGGGACUCGACGUUCCCGGACGAGGAGGACGACGACUCGCGGAAGUCCGCGCCCGUCGACGCGUGGGACCGUGAGUUCCUCAAAGUCGACCAAGAGAUGCUCUACGAGAUCAUCCUUGCUGCAAACUACCUCAACAUCAAGCCGUUGCUCGACGCCGGUUGCAAAGUCGUCGCGGAGAUGAUCAGGGGCCGCUCCCCGGAGGAGAUCCGCCGCACUUUCAACAUCGUCAACGACUUCACCCCAGAGGAGGAGGCAGCGAUCAGACGGGAGAACGAGUGGGCUGAGGACCGCUGA
Molecule: messenger RNA, 573 nt
Organism: Huiozyma naganishii CBS 8797
Lineage: Eukaryota; Fungi; Ascomycota; Saccharomycetes; Saccharomycetales; Saccharomycetaceae
Gene: SKP1
Product: SCF ubiquitin ligase subunit SKP1
Exons: 1
Coding region: 1-573 (190 amino acids)
Biological process (GO): SCF-dependent proteasomal ubiquitin-dependent protein catabolic process; mitotic cell cycle
Cellular component (GO): cytoplasm; nucleus
Molecular function (GO): cullin family protein binding
Source: RefSeq, a predicted model, not a curated record